AACUCCUUUUUAUCGUACACUUUCAAAGCUUCAAUCUCAUCACCUUCUCUCUCUUCCCCGCCAUUUUCGGAAUCGCUCCACUUCGCUCUUGAGUUUUUGAGUUGAAAGUUCAGCUACCUACGCCUACCAGUCUAGAUUUUGUAAAUUAUCUAUCCAUAUUUUUUGACUACUACUAGUAAAAAAAUUAAUUAACCACGACUAACCCAAUAUUAAUUUAAUUUUUUGAACAUUUCAAAUCUUCAGUAUUUGAGCUGAAUUUUCUUGAUUUUUUUGUAGCGUGAAUGACCAAAACUUAUUCUAAUGUUUGAAACUGGAUUUGGUCAAUUUUGAUCUCUAUGUAUGUAUAUCGAGUCGAAAUCUAAGUUGGUUUACCAAGAUUUUUAGAUAUGGGUAUCAUCAGAGUGGAUGUAAAUAAGAUUACAAGCUUUUUACGCUUUGUAUUCGUUGUAUCAAUAUUGGGAUUUUCAUGGCAAGUAAAAUCUCAAGUACCCGGAGAUCCCAUGCAAACAAAUGUGAAUGAGAUACUCCCACUAGUUACACAGCUUAUGUAUGAACGUCUAUCUAAUCUCACUGUUAUCUUACAAGGCGAGGCUACUGACAAUUUAGGUUUUUGCAUCAAGGAUCAGGAAACAGAUUGGAAUGGUGCAUUCAAUUUUACUUCGGAUCUUGAUUUUUUAUCUUCUUGCAUUGAGAAAACAAAAGGAGAUAUUACUCAACGCAUAUGUUCAGAAGCAGAGAUAAAGUUAUACUUCAGUAGAUUCCUUGGAUUACCCACGAAACCUAAUAAGAAUUGUAACUUGACCUCUUGGAAUCCUGGCUGUGAACCGGGAUGGGCUUGUGGAUUUGGCCUUGAUAGUAAUAAUGAUAAUGUUGAUCUAAGAGAUUCAAAUGACAUGCCCGCCAGAACUAGCGAUUGUCAUGCUUGUUGCGAGGGCUUCUUUUGCCCACGUGGUCUUACUUGUAUGAUACCUUGCCCGUUAGGUUCUUAUUGUCCACUUGGGGAUUUAAAUACUACGACUGGCACGUGUGAUCCAUACCUUUACCAACUACCUCCUGGACACUCAAACCACACUUGUGGAGGAGCAGACUCAUGGGAUGAUAUUAGGAGUAGUAGGGAGGUGUUUUGUCCAGCGGGAUCAUACUGUCCGUCUACCACCAAAAAAUUACCUUGCAGUGACGGACAUUACUGCCGUACAGGUUCUACAUAUGAAAAAAAGUGCUUUAAGUUGACUUCUUGUGACCCGAACGCUGCAAGUCAGAAUCUCCAUUUACACGGUGCUUUUCUUAUAGCUGCAAUAAGCGCUUUAUUGCUUAUUAUGUACAAUUGCUCUGAUCAAGUUCUCGCCAUACGCGAAAGAAGAAACGCCAGAUCCAGAGAAGCUGCCGCACAGAGUGUCCAAAGAACUGCACAGGCACGUGAAAGGUGGAAGGUCGCAAGAGAUAUCGCUAAGAAGCAUGCACUUGGACUGCAAAAAUCAUUUUCACGGACAUUUUCUCAUCAGAAGACUGCCAGACAACCAGAGGAAAUGAUAAUCCUGGGUAAUGCUAGAACUGAGACAGACGGGGAUUCUUUCCCACCAUCUAAAGCAGCAAGGAAGGAACCAAGAAAAUACAAUAUUGAUGGGGACUUUGAAAGUAGUGAAGGCUUUAAUUCGGAUAUUAGUAAAAAAUCUGCGCCGAAGGGGAAGGACAUGCACACGGAUAGCCAAAUUUUCAGAUAUGCGUAUGGAAAAAUUGAGAAGGAGAAAGCUUUGCAACAAGAAAACAAGAGCUUGACCUUUUCUAAAAUAAUUAAUAUGGCUACAGAGACAGAGAUAACGACUCGACCGAUGAUUGAGGUUGCUUUCAAAGACCUAACCCUUACUUUAAAAGGGAAAAACAAACAUCUCAUGAGAUGUGUUACUGGCAAAAUCAUGCCUGGUCAUGUUUCUGCUGUCAUGGGUCCAUCUGGAGCUGGAAAAACAACAUUUCUUAACGCUUUGGCUGGGAAAGCUACGGGAUGCAGAAUGACUGGUCAUAUUCUUAUUAAUGGAAAGAAUGAAUCCAUCCACUCGUAUAAGAAAAUUAUCGGUUUUGUGCCUCAAGAUGAUAUUGUGCAUGGGAAUUUGACUGUAGAGGAGAAUCUCCAGUUUAGUGCCAAGUGCAGGCUAUCGGCUAACAUGCCAAAAGCGGAAAGGGUUCUGGUUAUUGAAAGAGUUAUCGACUCUUUGGGGCUACAACAAGUAAGAGAUUCCUUAGUUGGAACCGUAGAGAAGCGGGGGAUUUCCGGAGGUCAGAGGAAACGAGUAAAUGUUGGAAUGGAAAUGGUUAUGGAACCUUCACUGCUGAUCUUAGAUGAACCAACAUCUGGUUUAGACAGUUCAUCUUCCCAGUUGCUUUUAAGAGCACUUCGCCGUGAGGCUCUUGAAGGGGUGAACAUCUGUACUGUAGUUCACCAACCCAGCUACAGCCUAUUCAAGAUGUUUGAUGAUCUAAUACUACUCGCAAAAGGUGGUCUAAUCGUAUACCAUGGGCCAGUGAAGAAGGUCGAAGAGUAUUUUGCAGGCCUUGGGAUCAUAGUUCCUGAUCGAGUUAAUCCACCAGAUCACUUUAUUGACAUUUUGGAGGGUAUAGUGCCAUGCACAAGCACAAAUAUGAAACAGCUUCCAGUCAGAUGGAUGCUUAAGAAAGGAUACAGGAUACCCCUUGAUAUGCAGCUCGAAGCUGCUGAUGUUGCUUCUUCGUCCAGGGAUCCGGACACAAGUAAUGACCCAGAAUGCGAUGGUGCUGUAGCUGGACCUGAAGAUAAAUCUUUUGCUGAAGAUUUACGGGAGGAUGUUAGGAGUAACGUUGAGCUCCGCCGGGACAAUGUACAUCUAAAUUUCCUCAAGUCUAAGGACUUGUCCAAGCGCCAAACUCCUGGUGUACUUAAACAGUACAAAUACUAUCUUGGGAGGGUUAGCAAACAAAGGUUAAGAGAAUCAAAAAUACAAGCAGUGGAUUUUCUAAUCUUAUUACUUGCUGGAGCCUGUUUAGGAUCACUUGCUAAAGUGAGUGAUGAGAAUUUUGGGGCCGCAGGUUACACCUACACAAUAAUAGCAGUUUCUCUUCUAUGCAAGAUUGCUGCUUUGAGAUCAUUUUCAAUGGAUAAGCUAAUUUACUGGAGAGAAAGUAGUUCAGGCAUGAGCAGUUUGGCGUAUUUUCUCUCGAAGGAUACAGUUGAUCUUUUUAAUACUCUUGUAAAGCCCGUGGUCUAUCUCUCCAUGUUUUAUUUUUUCAACAGUCCUAGGUCUUCGUUCCUGGAUAACUACAUUGUUCUGGUCUGUCUUGUGUACUGCGUGACUGGUAUUGCUUACGCAUUUGCCAUCUUUCUUGAACCUGGCUCGGCUCAGCUGUGGUCGGUUCUCCUUCCUGUUGUUUUGACUCUCGUUUCAACUCAGCAAACAACUGGAAUUGUUAAGUUCAUAGCAAAUUUAUGCUAUCCGAAGUGGGCUUUGCAAGCAUUUAUCAUAGCAAAUGCAGAAAGGUAUUCUGGAGUUUGGUUGAUUACACGCUGCGGUUCGCUCAUGAGAACAGGCUAUGAUCUACGCAAUUGGAACCGUUGUAUAUCCGUCCUUAUCCUAUAUGGUGUAGGUAGUCGCACGUUGGCGUACCUCUUGAUGGUGACUUUCAAAAAGAAAUAGAUCAAGAAUUUAGUUCUUUAUUGUUUCUCCUAUACUUUUAUAGGCCAAAAACAAGAGUAAUGCUAGGUUGACAUUAAAAAUCAACCGUGAAAUAUCCCGGUAGAGACAAACCCCUGGGACCCCCACAUAGAGAUUUGCAGGGGGUGCUGUUUACCCACCGCAGGGUUCACCAAAGAUGUGAGGUGCGGGAUAUUUCAGGGGAUUUGAUCCCCGGUAUAUCUAGCAUUACUGCAAAAACAAUGAUACAAAAAAAGAAAGUAAAGGGACGAGAAGUAUUGUCUGUUGUUGUAACACACACCCCAUUCUAGAGUGCUGGUUAUUAUUACGAUACCAGUGGUCAGCCUAGUCAUUAGAAAUUGGCAGUUUGACGCAUGAAGCAGAUGGUUAUGUAGAUAUCGCUCUAACCAUACCAUGAUGUCUUUUAGGACUCAACCAUUUAGAAUGGUUAAGAUACCCAUUCUUUGAUUGUAAGUAGUAUAUUUUGUAAAUUCUGCAAAUUUUGUGAGUUGCCGUUGGAUUUUUUUUCUUUGCU
Messenger RNA from Papaver somniferum (opium poppy), 4194 nucleotides. RefSeq names its product ABC transporter G family member 28-like. The record is from RefSeq and is a predicted model, not a curated record. Gene Ontology annotation, molecular function: ABC-type transporter activity; ATP binding; ATP hydrolysis activity. NCBI's taxonomy places the organism in Eukaryota, Viridiplantae, Streptophyta, Magnoliopsida, Ranunculales, Papaveraceae. The coding region runs from base 387 to 3662 and encodes 1091 amino acids. The transcript has 14 exons.